AUGGCAAAUAAAUUUUGUUUUGAAGCCUUAGAUAUGACCUUGCGAGAUAUCCUCCGAGUGAAAUAUGAAAACAUCUUAGAUAAACCAUUUGGAGGCCUUACAAUCGUAUUUGGUGGUAAUUUUCGUCAAAUACUACCAGUGAUUCCAAAAGGAACACGAGCUGAUACUCUAGAUGCAUCACUCAAAUCCUCAUAUUUGUGGCCAUUCUUUACAGUUUAUGAGCUAAAACAAAAUAUGCGACUUUGUUGUGGAAGAGUAUCUGAUUCUGAGGCCGCUGAAAUUACUACUUUCGAUAAAUGGUUGUUACAAAUUGGUGAUGGAUCCUUUUAUAGUGAUGUUGACAAUGACCUUAUUAAAGUGCCUACUGAUAUAUGUGUAAUGCCAUCCAAUGAUCCAAUCGGGUCAAUCAUCGAGGCAGUUUACCCAUCCCUCUUGCAGAAGUACAAUGACCCAACAUAUUUGCAAGAAAGAGCAAUACUUACUCCUAAAGAUGAAAUGGUCCAUGAAUUGAAUGAUACAAUUAUGCAAAUGAUUCCAGGAGAAGGAAGAACAUAUUUUAGCUCAGACAAUGUGUGUAAAGCAAGUAUCAACACUAAUGAUGAAGAUCUGUUGUACCCAACAUAA
Molecule: messenger RNA, 624 nt
Organism: Solanum verrucosum
Lineage: Eukaryota; Viridiplantae; Streptophyta; Magnoliopsida; Solanales; Solanaceae
Exons: 1
Coding region: 1-624 (207 amino acids)
Biological process (GO): DNA repair; telomere maintenance
Molecular function (GO): DNA helicase activity
Source: RefSeq, a predicted model, not a curated record